Dimorphilus gyrociliatus is the source of this 1201-nucleotide messenger RNA. The record is from the annotation of a GenBank genome assembly. NCBI's taxonomy places the organism in Eukaryota, Metazoa, Annelida, Polychaeta, Dinophilidae.
CUUUUUUAAAUUCUUUCAAAUGCACUAGUCUGAAAGAAUUGUAUUUAUUUUAAGCACGAAAAUGUGUUUACAGUGUAUUUUUUAGUACGAUUGAACGGAUUACCAGAUUUGCAAUAAAAAUCUCAUUUAUAUAUAUCGAAUAUUGGCCUUUCUUAUUGUUGGAUUUUAAUUGACUAACUAAAUCUUUGUUUGGUAGGUCGUGCUUACUCCCUCUUCUCAAACUUUUUGCCCCCAAAGAGUAUUUCAAAAUAUGGCAGCGAUGAGGUACAAACGCUCCCAAAUGAGUGGAGACAACCUUCAUGGACUAGUUAGACCACUUAUUAGUGAAUCUCAUCCAACAACCGUUGGAAGGAAUAAAGCGGUAAAAUCAAAGCUGUCACAGUCUGUUGACUGUUGGUUUAAUCAACAGAAUGCGGCUUUAACAAGAAUUGAACGUCUACAGCAAAAUGUUUACGUUGCAAUGGUCAGAUUAGCUGGAGAGCGAAAAAAGAUAGAAAGAAGAAUACGCUUAGAGGGAAUUGAACAGAAGGAAAAAGUUGAAAAUUGGUUGAAGGCUCAUCCCUUUAAUGGAAGUAACAAGAAUUCACCUAUUAAAAAUGAUUCAAUAGCGCAAGAGAAUAUGAGAAGAAGAAGACUUUUAGAAAUAAGGCGAAAAGAGCAACUAGAUAAUGAACUUCUUCCAUUGUAUAGGAAAGAUUCGACUGGUCGUUUGAUUAGCGAGGGUGUGUUUCAAAGAAAACAAUGGGAAGAACCGCCUUCAAAACGCAGAGAGGAAUAUAAAAGAAAAAAAUUACUUGAGAAAGAAACUGGCAUUAUAGACAACUUAGACUUGAAGAAAGAGACUUUAUACGAAAAUAUAUCUAAAUAUGAAACAGCCAAACCAUAUGUUAGGAAAGCAACACCUCCUCCAGUAGAGGAAGAAAAGAAUUUCAGAAGAGCAUCAAACGUUGGACUGACUUUGUCAACAAUGAUGAAAGUAUUUAAUUCCGAAAAAUGGCCCGAAGGCGUAGAUCCUAACUCUGUCCAAGGUUUAACCUUAUGUAGAUACAUUCGAUUAUAUGGAAAACAAAUGCCUAGAGAAGUCUCAGAGGUAUUCAAAAGAGCAUUAACGACUAUGAACAGGGAAGAGUCGAUAGAAUAACCUAUGUUUAUCAAGGUCUCUUUUUCUUUAAAUAAACAAAUAAUUACUUUUAGACUUAAA